UCUUCAACAAUAUACCUGUGGGUUUACUCAAGAGCACCUGUUCUGGCUCGUCCAUAUUUUUUUCAUAGUCGUGUGAUAUUUAUCUUAGGUGUUAUGAUAUUUCGUUGAAUUCUACGGCCCGCCUAGAACCGCGACGACAGUCACAUCGGCCCGCCCUGAACCGCGACGACAGUUAGAUGUAGUAUAUAUUCAUUCGACAAAUAUCUCGUCUACAACGCUGCUCAUUUGAUUGCCAUGUCCCUUUACGAGAAAGACUGUUCCGAUGUGCCUCCUCCAAUAUCACUUUCGUUCCUUACGACGGUCAUUUCCUUCGUCCUGUUUUUCUUUAUAGUGCCCACAAACUUUCUCAUCUGCUGGGCGGUGUACAAGCAGCGACGAAAACUGCUGCGAAAUGCGUUUAACUGCUUGGUAGUCAAUUUGGCAUUUGCCGACCUCGUUGUUGGCCUUAUCGCACUGACGAUAUCUACCAAUGUUCACCUGCUGGAGGCAUUAACAAAUCAUCCUGACUUACCAGUUCUUGCAGUGGCUCACGUAUCGUAUUUCAUCUGCUGCUCGGCAUCAACUCUCAGUCUCACAGCAAUGGCUGUCGAUCGUUACAUCGCUGUGGCGCGUCCAGUUAUCUACAGGAACAAAAUUCGCCCAAGCCAUGCGCUCGCUGUAUCCGUUUGCGUUUGGAUUGUAUCCAUUUCCCUGCCGUCAGUGCUGUAUUUCGAAAUAGGAUUCAUUAAAUAUGCCUUUGUUUUUGCCAAUAUGGCAAUCUUUGCGACCGUAAUUAUAUUUUUCUUCUCGUACAUCUCCGUGUAUCACAAACUUCGUACACAGUUUCAGAUGUCGUCGCAUCUUCAUUCCGGCAUGAACUUUGAAAGCGCCAAUAAAAGGGCUCUUGAACAGGAAAAGCGCAUAGCGAAGACAUUCGUGCUCAUACUCGCUGCAUACCUCAUCUGUUAUACCCCUUCGUGCGUGAUUAUCUACACUUUGAACUUAUGCCACAGUUGCAGCUGCAUUACGAUUCAUUGGCUACGAGAUCUUCAGUAUGUUUUCAUCUGGCUAAACUCAAGCCUCAAUCCUUUUCUUUAUUCUUGGCAAAUUCCAGCCUUCAGAGAAGCUGUUUUAGACAGUAUGCCUCUUAAAAGAGGAAGAGGUUUGAACCAAGUUGCUCCUGGCCAGUCGUUAGAAAUGAUCGAGGACAAUUCAAUCCUUCGAGCGAGAGUAACUAUCUCUUAGAGGAGAAGGUCUCGAGCUUGUGCAUUGACUUUCUAAAUGCAAUUUCUGUUUUAUUUUAAAUAAUGAAAUUGUUCAGGAUCAAGAAAAAACAAACUUCUACGUUGAGAUGAAUCUUAUAAAAGACUGAAAAUUUGGCACUUUGCUAAGGAGAGACAUAAGUAUUAGAACUAUCAUUCAUGGCUGCAUGCUAUUUUUUGAUCAGUGACUUUUUUCUUUCAUUUCAUCUUCUUGAUAGUAAACGCGUGCAACGGAAAACCAAGUAACUGCCAGUUGAAUAUGGAAUUGAAUUAAUGAACGAGUGUUGGCUUCAAUUUUUAACCAACAGGACCUCUAAACAGUCGCGAUAAACAGAAUGCAACACAGUCAAGCUGUCUCAGUCCUGAGCCCGCCUCAAACUGAACUUGGAUCUCUGAGUUACAGGACAGCUAUUCCGCCGGAUAAAUGCAUGUCACUAUUACACCUGCCCAUAUGAAACAGUCAUGUCCCUUUUUCUCUAUAGGAACAAGUCUUGGUUAUAUGAUAGCUCUGUUUACCCAGGCAAAAGGCCAUUCCAAACUCGGUGUAGAUUUUUGGAAUAUUUCCUACUUUAUUAUUAUAGCAGAAAAAAGUGAUAUAUAAAGAAAUAAUGGGAAGACCAUCCGAUCCACAGCAUUUUCUUUCAAACUAAAUAAGUUUUAUUUAUCAACAUGAGUCAGAUAUGAUGAAAUUUUCAUCUAGAACAUUGUCACCGUAAACUAAGACAUGUAGAAAAUAUAAUAACAACGCAAAGUAUCUCUAAUUAAAUUUCAUAUCAGCUCGAUCAUGACUUGAUUAUUGAAGUAAAAGCUGUCAAAGAUGAUGAGAAUAAAGAAAACCUCAUUUUCAACUCCAAAAAAUGGAAAAGGUAACGCUUUAGUCGUUACGUACAAUUAACGCUGUUUGUUGUAAGGUCGUGAAAAACUCGAAGGUUACAGCUAAUAAAAUCUUUGUUCUACAGGUGUUACUACCAUUGUGGCUGUCGAUUUAAUUUUUUUUCCCGAAACCAAUCGGUCGGAUUUUUUGCGUUUACCUUGCCAUUGAUUUGGCAAGAACCCACGUCAUUAGCUAACAAGUCAAACUCGCAACGUUUAGGGCGACAACUUCCCUUAAACCUGUAAUUAAGACACACACGUAAAUGUCAAGUUUUGUACGAUAUAACAUGUAAUUUCCUCUGUUAUUGGAGCAGCUCUGAUAAGAUCAAUAUCGCCGGAUACUGACCAGCCCUAUUACACUUCAUUUUUGCGACACCUUAUUUUUGCGAUUUCCUCAAUACAGAAAUGUGUAAAAGAUGCCUUAGCUUGCUUUCGAAUAUCAAUGAAAACACAUAAAGUGAAUGGAUUUUGAACGAUAAUAAAAGCUCUUAAAAUAUCUGCUAUUUACUUAAUUUUCGCACGGGUAAAAGUUUACGACACACGCCUUUUUCAGUGAUAGAUUACAAAAAUCAUGAAGAUAAGGUGUCACAAAACUUAAGUAUAAAGAGGCACUUCGUGUUCAUCAACAAGCUAUCAUGUGACCAGCAGAAUGGUACGAAAAGCAUCUUUAAGAUCAUAGCUAUCAGAGAGGCGAAAGAAGUUCCCAGUACAUAUCUUCCUGAGUUCGUAUUCAUAGAUAUUACAAAUGGCUUUUAAAACCGACGUUGGUCGAGGCCACAGGACGAGACGUGACCUCAAGGCGUUUGACAUCGAUAAUUCGGGAAACUGUAAUUUGCACCGCAGCCUUCCUGUUUAACCACGCUUGUCAAUCAAAACUGAUAAAACGUAGCAUUCAAGCGAUCAACCUGCUCGUCUCCGAAAGAUAUUUAUAAAAAUUAUGAGAGACAAAAAGCACGCCUCUUAAAAAAAUUGCUCUCCUAGAAAACAGGCUCAACUUGUAAGCGAGAGGAAAGUUCUAGGCAGUAAUUGAUUGGGAACACCCUCAUACUCAAGGUCGUCUCUGAGUUUUUCUCAGGUACCGUUGAUUUAGCAUAAGAACUGAAGACGCAAUGUCAUAAUAUUUUCUGUGUAUAGCACUCUAUCCCAUGCAGGCCUGAAUUUUUUCCAGGCCUUAUUUUCACAGCUGCUCAAGUAGUGUUCAUUACUGCGAAGAUCGCUUUCAUAAUCACGUCUUUAUCCGCAGUUCACAUAUAUGAUUUUCUUAUAUUCACAAUCACUCUAUAUUCUAUCUUUUAAAUUGGAUCUACUUGAGUGGAACUAGUAUCAUAUCACUUUCCGGCAAGGUGCAUCCGA
This is a messenger RNA of Pocillopora damicornis (cauliflower coral), 3467 nucleotides long. Its product is annotated as adenosine receptor A1. Gene Ontology annotation, cellular component: plasma membrane. NCBI's taxonomy places the organism in Eukaryota, Metazoa, Cnidaria, Anthozoa, Scleractinia, Pocilloporidae. The record is from RefSeq and is a predicted model, not a curated record. Gene Ontology annotation, biological process: G protein-coupled receptor signaling pathway. Gene Ontology annotation, molecular function: G protein-coupled receptor activity.